UCUUGGACUCCGAGUUAGAGUCAAUCACUCAAAUCCAAACACGACAAGAUCGCAACCGAUUAAUACACGGGCCUUAUUAACACCAGGUUCGAUCCAAUACGUGCUUAAUUGCGGCCGUGCUGUUCUUUUCCCUCGACAAGAAAAUCUCUAUCCCUAGGCGCAUAAGCAGAGGAAGUUCUAUUUGCUCUCUGCACUGCAAUCCAAGCCUGCAAUAUUUCUUCGCCAUGGCCAGCAACGCCAACUCUGCAGUUAACCCUGCAGGCCCCAAAACCUCGUCGAGAUGCGUCACGGAGAGCUCUACCGGGACACAUGAUUUCGAGUUGCCCAACUACCGGCUGCUGGACGGCAUGGGGGUCGGCAACUACGUCAGCUCGGCCACAUUUGGUAUCGGCGGCUACAACUGGGCCAUCAUAUUCUAUCCAGAUGGAGGGAACAAUGAUUGUGCAGGAUAUGCUUCGGCCCAUAUAAAGUGUCUCAACCCAACAGAUGAGGUGAGGACAAAGUCCACGAUAAACAUGCUGCAUCAAGAUGGUGAAAAGCAAGUGCAACUAACCGACUGUGACGAAGGGGCAGGGGAUGUCUACUCUCCGGCAAAGCUACGUUGGGGCUAUACCAAAUUCGUCGAGAAAUCGAAGAUGAAAUCCGUGACACAGUCCGGGAGUGGCUCUUUGAUCAUACGGUGCGUUCUCACCGUGAUAGUAAAACAUAGCACGGAGGUUACGAGGAAGACGAACCUUGUUGUGGUUCCAGGGCCGGAUCUGCAAGGCCAUCUUCGACAGAUGUGGAAGGAUGAACAAGGAGCAGAUGUGACAUUCAGUGUGGGUGGCCAAUUGUUCAGUGCCCACAGAUGCUUGCUGGCUGCAAGAUCUCCGGUUUUCAAGGCAGAACUGUUUGGUCCAAUGAAGGAGAAGUCGAUACAGCCCGUCAAGAUCGAUGACAUCGAGCCUCUGGUUUUUGAGGCACUUCUUCACUUUGUGUACACAGAUUCCAUGCAAGAUGAUGAGCAUAACAAAGAAAGCAGCACGGCAGAAUUACAACACUUGCUAGUUGCUGCGGAUCGAUACGGACUGGACAGGUUGCGGGUGCUUUGUGAAAGCAAGCUAUGUGAGGGCAUUGACGUGAAGACUGUCGCGACAACAUUGGCUUUAGCCGAGCGACACCAUUACAAGGAUCUUAAAGAAGCUUGCCUUGAGUUUAUGGUUCCACGGAAUGUGCUACGAGCUGUCAUGGCGACUGAUGGAUUCAAGCACUUGCUGGCAAGCUGUCCUUGGGUCAUGAUAGAGAUACUGGACAAGACGUGCCUUCAUUAG
This is a messenger RNA of Brachypodium distachyon (stiff brome), 1310 nucleotides long. Its product is annotated as BTB/POZ and MATH domain-containing protein 2. Bases 225 to 1310 code for a protein of 361 amino acids. The transcript has 2 exons. The record is from RefSeq and is a predicted model, not a curated record. Gene Ontology annotation, biological process: protein ubiquitination. NCBI's taxonomy places the organism in Eukaryota, Viridiplantae, Streptophyta, Magnoliopsida, Poales, Poaceae. Gene Ontology annotation, molecular function: protein binding.